UUCACCAAAUUAACUAAUCAAUUUUUUAUAACGUUUGUCAAGGAUUACUUAAACAACUCGUCCAGCCACUUAAUUUAAUCCCAAAUGGCUCACCUUUUGUGCCUAUAAAUUGGACUGACAUGAGAAUGGAACUUCUCAUCACAGCAUUGAAGAGCUUUGUUUUCAUAAACUCGGCUUCUUCGUUAAUUUCUCUCUUGGAUCGUCUCAGCAACUCUAAUAUCCUCAUAUUUUCUAUCAGCUUAGAUAGGAUGGCAUUUUCAAUCUCCUUCGCCACCUUCUUUUUCGCUUUCUUAGCCCUUCUUGCAGUUGUGGUUGCUCAGCUUUCACCGAACUACUACUCGAGUUUGUGCCCGACUGCUCUCUCGAUUAUCAAGGGCGCAGUGAGCAAUGCCAUUUCGCAGGAGCGUCGCAUGGGGGCAUCGCUCCUGCGACUCCACUUCCACGAUUGCUUCGUUAAUGGCUGUGAUGGUUCAAUACUGCUUGACGACACGACAGGCUUCACUGGAGAGAAGACUGCUUUUCCAAAUGCCAAUUCAGUUCGAGGAUUCGACGUCAUCGACACCAUCAAGACUCAGCUCGAGAGCAAGUGCCCGGGGAUCGUGUCCUGUGCAGAUAUCCUAGCAGUCGCGGCUCAUGAUUCGGUUGUUGCAUUGGGUGGGACUACGUGGAGUGUGCAACUGGGGAGAAGAGAUUCAACCACGGCAAGUUUAAGUGCUGCCAACAGCGAGCUUCCUUCUCCUUUCUCGGACCUAAGUGAUCUAAUUUCUGCCUUCUCAAACAAGGGCUUCACUGCCAAAGAAAUGGUUGCCCUCUCAGGUUCCCACACAAUUGGGCGAGCAAGGUGCACAACCUUCCGAACCCGCAUCUACAACGAGACCAACAUCGACGCUGCGUUUGCAUCAUCUCUUAGGAAGAACUGCCCGAGUGCUGGCGGGGAUGACAACCUCGCGUCACUCGAUACUGUCAUGGGGGACGUUUUUGAUAACGACUACUUCAAGAACCUGGUGAGCCAGAAGGGGCUUCUGCACUCGGACCAGCAGCUCUUCAACAACGGCUCCAUGGACUCACAAGUGAAUGCCUACAGCCUCAACUCUGCGACCUUCUUUGCCGACUUUGCAAAAGCCAUGGUCAUGAUGGGGAACCUCAGCCCCCUCACAGGGUCCAGUGGCGAAGUCAGGACCAACUGCAGGAAUAUUAACGGGUCUUAGUUAAUUAUUUUAACAAUAAUAAGAAAGUAAGAAAUUGAUUGACUUGUGUUUGUCUUGUCAUUGAUUUAAGCGGACAAUAAAGAUUUGAUUGUAUGAUCAAAUAAUAUAUGUCGAUAGAGUCGUGAGGUUGAAAUUGUAUAUCAUAUACAUAGCAUGCAUGCAUUUUG
This is a messenger RNA of Punica granatum (pomegranate), 1375 nucleotides long. The record is from RefSeq and is a predicted model, not a curated record. NCBI's taxonomy places the organism in Eukaryota, Viridiplantae, Streptophyta, Magnoliopsida, Myrtales, Lythraceae.